Molecule: messenger RNA, 1440 nt
Organism: Canariomyces notabilis
Lineage: Eukaryota; Fungi; Ascomycota; Sordariomycetes; Sordariales; Chaetomiaceae
Product: ribosomal protein S5 domain 2-like protein
Exons: 2
Coding region: 63-944 (293 amino acids)
Biological process (GO): U5 snRNA 3'-end processing; nuclear mRNA surveillance; nuclear polyadenylation-dependent mRNA catabolic process
Cellular component (GO): nuclear exosome (RNase complex); cytoplasmic exosome (RNase complex)
Molecular function (GO): mRNA 3'-UTR AU-rich region binding
Source: RefSeq, a predicted model, not a curated record
GAAACGACGGUUUAUUUCCACAACGGUCCCCCUUGCAAAGCAAGACCGCAUUCUAAUCCAAAAUGCCACGGGAAGCUGAGCCGUCACUAAGUGAGAAGCAAUUUGUGCUACAAGCACUCCAAGAAAACCUCCGGCUCGACGGCCGCGAGUUUGAUCAGUACCGCCCGCUGGAACUUACCUUCGGAGACCAGUAUGGCGUCGCCGACGUGACACUGGGCAAGACGAGAGUUCUCGCCAAAGCCUCAGCCGAAGUAACAGUUCCCUACGCCGACCGGCCGCUCGACGGCAUCUUCACCAUCGCGACCGAGCUCAGCCCCAUGACGGCUCCAUCCUUCGAGGUUAAUCGACCGACCGAGACCGAAGUCCUGCUCUCGCGGCUGCUCGAGAAGACAAUCCGCCGGUCGGGCGCGCUCGACACGGAAUCGCUGUGCCUGGUGGCCGGGCAAAAGUGCUGGUCGGUGCGCGUCGACGUGCACGUGCUGUCGCACGGGGGCAACCUGAUCGACGCGGCGUGCCUGGCCGUGGUGGCCAGCCUGCGGCACUUCCGCAAGCCCGACACGAGCAUCGAGGGCGGCGUGCUGACCGUCUACACGCCCGCCGAGCGCGAGCCCGUGCCCCUCAGCUGGCUGCACUCGCCCUUCUGCGUCACCUGGAGCUUCUUUGGCGAGGAAGGCGAGAUUGCCGUGCUCGACGCCACCUGGCUUGAGGAGCAGGUGCGCGUCGCCAGCUGCACCAUCAGCCUGAACCGCCACGGCGAAAUCUGCCAGAUUGCCAAGCUCGGCGGCACCCCCGUCGAGGCCGUCGCAUUGCUGCAGUGCACCAGUGUGGCGCUGACCAAGGCCAAGGAGUUCUCGGCCUUGGUGGAUAGGAAGCUGGCCGAGGAUCUCAAGCGGAGGGAUAAAGGGGGCUUGAUGGCCGAGUUGAAGGCGGAAAACGAUAGAUGAGGGUACAAGACACCUGAGGAUAGAUAUGGAGAGGGCGGGCGUUAGGAUACGCUCACGGCCCGUCGAGCCAUUGCGAAAGCCCUGACAUUGAACUAAGAGUGGCGGUUCUUGGGGUAACCGAUUGGGACCAAUGAGUCCAACCGGUGUGCUCAAGCCGCCGACGACCAGGCGACCAAGAUUCUGCCGCUAGAAUGCGCCACAAGGACAUUCAUAUCUUCAGUGGUUUUGCCGGGACUGGGAAGCAGGUCACAGUUCUCCCAGUCUGCUGGACUAAAUAGGGGCAUAAGAACUAAAAUGGGCGAGCUGGGAGUGGGAAUUGCACCGGUCACACUGGGAGACAGCAAGUCCUCUGUAGCGCCAGGAUUUGGAGAUUUGAUGGCCGCAGACAGACCGUCUAGGACAGGCAUCUGGUCUAUCCUCUCUGCGCUUAGUAUGCGCACGCCGGUAGCAUCAGGCUGCCGCAAAAACAAGCAUCAUGAAGAUACACCAUCCUCCC